Molecule: messenger RNA, 1342 nt
Organism: Bactrocera latifrons
Lineage: Eukaryota; Metazoa; Arthropoda; Insecta; Diptera; Tephritidae
Exons: 1
Coding region: 114-962 (282 amino acids)
Source: RefSeq, a predicted model, not a curated record
UCUUGCAUAAUAAUAAAUAAAAUUUAAAUUGUAAAAAAAAAAAUUGCUAAAUUUUCAGUAAUAAAUUAAAAAGUGCAGCUGUUACUUUAAACUAACACGAAAAACCUAGCAAAAUGCUUGUAACCACCUACCAACACGACUACGUGCCGCCCUACACCAAACGCUAUGAGUUCGUCAAAAAGCUAGACAAAGCCGAAAAAGAGAAAGAGGAGUGUCAAUGCAUUGACACAGCAAAAAUCGAAGUGCCCAAAGCCGCGCAAGAGAAGUGCGAAAGCACCGCGGAGUGGACUGGCAUUGCACCGAUGGGACGACUCAUCGAACCACGCAUCAUACCGACCAAACUGACACCAGAACAAGCCGACAACUUAGCCAAAGACACGGAUGGUGAUUGCUUUAAAGCGCAACCGAAUCGUUUUUUGCAAAUACUGCGCACUGCCUAUCCGGAUUUGUAUGAUCGCCUGAAGCAAAUGCCUAAAGAUGAGUUGAAUAGACGUUUGGAGCGUCAACGGCUCUUUACCACAUAUCAAAUUGAUUAUUGUAAUAUGAACGAAUAUCCGGAGGGUAUAUAUGAGAGUCUCAAAGAGAAGGAUGACACCGCUAAACUCAACGCAACGAAAUUACUGCAGAAAGUGGGCGCUUGCGAUGUCUUCCGCGCCAAUGUAAUGAAGGAAUUGGACAAUCAAACACCUAAUCCAACCAUCACAGAUCCCUGCGAGCACGCGUACAAGCCGUUCAAGAUCUCCUUUACGGACAGCGCACGUUUCAUAAAUAGUGGCAAUAAUUCGCAUUGGCGCAGCAAAGCGUUUGUGACGCGCACCAACUUCUCCGAGUAUAUGGAAACGAUUAGCCGCAAUGGUUGUGUUAUUAUGAAAAAUAAUAUACAUGAUCACAGCAAGUGCGGCAGUAAUGGCAAACACUGCCGUCAUCCGCUGCUUAAUAUGUGCAUAAAUCAUGUGCGCUGAGUGCAGAGUGUGCGGAAUGCUGAACUCAAGUUUUUAACGUGUUUUAUUUUUUGCUUUAUACAUAUGCUUGAUAAGUGUCAGCAGUGUUGUCACUAUUGUCGGAGCGACUGUGAAUAUUUUUUGGUUGACAGUUUGGUUAAUGCGACCUUGCAGUUUAAUUCCUAAGGCUAUGUACAUAUGUAAACUGCUGGAUAUUCAAGUUGCAAUUACACUAUUCUGCUCAAUGUUAUGGCACUAAGGAAAUUUUAGUAAAAUUUUUAGAAUAACAAUAUUUUUGAAAAAAAAAAUCGAAAAGGGAUUUGAGUUUAAAUAAAUUGUUAAACUAAUAUUUUGGAUUAAAGUUUGUUUAUUAUAAGAUUAUUUAAUGCUAGCGACAUACG